AGGGGGAAGAGGAAGAUGAGGACGAAGAGGGCAAGAAUAGCACACGUGCGUGGGAGUGCCACUCCUACUGCGCGCGCGCGCACAGGCACACAGGACACAAACGCAUCCCAACCAGCAAACAAUCAUCCUAUUUAACAUCCUGUAUAAACUGCUAGAGUUCAAUGAGAAUUAAGGUAGUGCUUGUUGGGGGAUCGAGUGCGCGCUCCAAAAAUCGAGCUUGGGCGCUCCCGGUGACGCUGGGUAUGUGUGUGUGUGUGUGUGUGUGUGUGUGUGUGUGUGUGUGUGUGUGUGUGUGUGUGUGUGUGUGUGUAUGUAUGUGUGUGUGUUGAUGCGGUGCACAGCAGAGAAGUCCUCCCACGCGUCCUCGUGACGCACGUCUCUGCGUGGGCGCGCCACGCGUGGGAGUGCGAGCGCGCGAUUGUAGCAGCGCGGAAUAUCCCAUCUCUGUCUGUAGGGGAGUGAGAGGAGACAGAGAGAAGAGAGAAAAAGAAGAAAAGAAAGAAAGGAAGGCGGAAGCGCGUAUAGUGCGUCUACUAUUUUCUCUAUUUCACUUCUCAGUGUUCUUUUUUUAAUCGUGUGCACCUCCGGGUUUUGACAACACACACACACACACACACACACACACACACACACACACACACACACACACACACACACACACACACAUGCACACAGAUUGUGUAAACGGAAGAGCGGAACUACCUGCUCUCGCUCUCUCUCUCUUUCUCUCUGUCUCUCUCUCCAUCGCUCCGAUGUCGCGCAACACUUCACCUUAGUGACCCGACAAUUUCUCUAUCUGUCUCUCUUCUUCUUUUAAACUUUUUUUCUAUUAUUAUUAUCAUCAUCAGUAAAAUCGUGCAUAAGGAACCGAAUCGGAAGAAAAAGAAGGAGAGAUUUUCGGGGGAAUUUGGGAAGAGCGCUAAAAGAAGUCCAUAAAGUAUGAGUGUGGUGAACUUACGGGAGCUGAAACCCUCCUCUUUACUUCCUGAAGUUUUCUACAAGAAGGGAGAAGAAGAGUCGUUUCAGGUCAUGGCGGCGACUUUGCCCAGGACUCUUGGCGAGUUGCAGCUCUACCGCAUCUUACAGCGGGCCAACCUGCUGUGCUACUACGACGCGUUCAUCCAGCAGGGCGGCGACGACGUGCAACAGCUGUGCGAAGCAGCCGAGGAUGAGUUCCUGGAGAUCAUGGCGCUGGUUGGGAUGGCUAGCAAACCGCUGCACGUGCGACGCCUCCAGAAAGCCCUGCGUGACUGGGUGACCAACCCAGCACUGUUUAACCAGCCGCUCGCUUCACUUCCUGUCUGCAGCAUCCCUGUCUACAAACUUCCUGAUGGCCCCGUGCUGCCUGUCAAAGUUCCUAAAACAGAUCCGCCUAAAACUGAAGCCGGCAGCGGGAGCUCGUCGGCCACCGCCUCGCCUCUGCUGAGUGGCAACGAGCCGCGUUUCUGGGCCGAGCGAAGCCUCUCGCCGGCCGAGCUCGGCUCACCCUCGUCCCCACUGCCGCGUGACACCCUUGAAGCUCUUGACAUCGCCGCAGUCCAGGCCGUUAGUGAGUGUGUAGACAGGAUGGCUCGUGCGUUACCCAAAAGUGACCCGGCGGAGCUGAGAGAGCAGCUCAAGGCUAACAAGAAGCUCGCCAAAAUGAUUGGCCAUAUCUUCGACUUGAGCGACGAUGACCCGCGCCGGGAGGAGGAGAUUCGCAAAUACAGCGCCAUCUAUGGACGCUUCGACUCCAAGAGGAAGGAUGGCAAACAUCUCACACUCCACGAGCUGACGGUGAACGAGGCAGCAGCUCAGCUGUGUAUAAAGGAAGUGGCAUUACUCACGCGCAGGGACGAGUUAUUUGGACUCGCUCGCCAGGUCUCCAGAGAGGUCACCUACAAAUACACAUACAGGACCAGCAAAUCUCGCUGUGGAGACAGGGACGAGCCGUCACCGAAGAGAAUUAAAACGGAGGAAGGCUUUUUUGACCUGCAGGAGGCGCUACAGGCCAUCCACAUGCGUCAGGAGAGUCUGAGAGAGCAGCUGAAUCAGGCUCGCUCCAAAGGAGAGGAAACACUCACUCGAAACAUCCAGGUUCAGCUGGAGCGUCUCUUGGCUAAACAGAUGGAGAUUUUGCACGAUGCAGCGACGCAGGACAGACUGCAGGCUCUGGAGUGGCGUGUUCCUCCCGGGGCAGUUAAACACCACGCUGAAUUGCAUGCUAAUGCUAACACCAACGGGGUGCAGAGCAGCACCGAUAAACACACAGAGCAGCAUGGUGAGAGGCCACUAAAUCUGCGAAUAACAGGACAAAGAGGCGGAGCUUCAGAAGGAGACACAACUCUGGGAAAACAGCUGGCCAAUGAGCUUAAGAGACAUCACCAAGCCAGUGUCGAGAGCAAGGCAGCAGCCGCCACAGAGAACGGCAGUGGAGGGGAGGUGAGUCCCCGUGCUCUCAACCUCUCAGAAAAGAAAAGCAUCAAAUGUGAACCCGAGGACUCCAGAUAGCAGACCAGACCUCCCUGUUGAUUUCUAUUUAGUUUUUUUCUUAUUUUUUAUUUUUUUAUUUCGACUCCAUUAUGAACUGUCGUCUGUUUGUGAAUACUAAAGGAGCACAACUACAGUAGAGCCUUAAUAACCAACGUUGCCUCAGAUUUCCUUUAUUUUUUAGUUGUAAUCUUUUUUCUUUUUUCUUUUUUGCCAAAGCACCUAGUGUCCUUAUUUUCUUCCCUGAAUAGAUUAGCAUAACUUUGUGUUGUCAGUGACUGUACAUGCAAAAACCCUGCCUCCUCUCUCUCUCUCUCUCUCUCUCUCUCUCUCUCUCUCUCUCUCUCUCUCUCUCUCUCUCUCUCUCUCUCUCUCUCUCUCACUCUGGCGUGGACUGUAACGUCCGCUAGUUGUACAUACAUUUGUUGAUACGUGGAAAAUGUUCAGAUGUUAUUUAAAUACAGUUUGUUUUGUGUG
Tachysurus fulvidraco (yellow catfish) is the source of this 2946-nucleotide messenger RNA. It is a transcript of the gene nab1b, whose product is annotated as NGFI-A binding protein 1b (EGR1 binding protein 1). Gene Ontology annotation, biological process: negative regulation of DNA-templated transcription. The record is from RefSeq and is a predicted model, not a curated record. NCBI's taxonomy places the organism in Eukaryota, Metazoa, Chordata, Actinopteri, Siluriformes, Bagridae. The coding region runs from base 940 to 2490 and encodes 516 amino acids. The transcript is spliced from 9 exons. Gene Ontology annotation, molecular function: transcription factor binding; transcription coregulator activity. Gene Ontology annotation, cellular component: nucleus.